Messenger RNA from Contarinia nasturtii (swede midge), 1120 nucleotides. RefSeq names its product cyclin-dependent kinase 1-like. Gene Ontology annotation, biological process: G2/M transition of mitotic cell cycle; protein phosphorylation; mitotic G2 DNA damage checkpoint signaling. Gene Ontology annotation, cellular component: nucleus. Gene Ontology annotation, molecular function: ATP binding; RNA polymerase II CTD heptapeptide repeat kinase activity; cyclin-dependent protein serine/threonine kinase activity. Bases 117 to 1019 code for a protein of 300 amino acids. The transcript is spliced from 5 exons. NCBI's taxonomy places the organism in Eukaryota, Metazoa, Arthropoda, Insecta, Diptera, Cecidomyiidae. The record is from RefSeq and is a predicted model, not a curated record.
UGCGAGUAAAUUGAGGCUACUAAAACAUAAACAAAGCGUCUUACGAUGGAAAUGAAAUACAACACGAUUCAGUAUAUUCUGGCAUUUGGACGGAACAGUUUGCGUAAGAACAAAAAAUGGAUUACAUCAAAAUACUGAAGAAAAUGGGUAAAAACUCAAAUCAUGUAUUCUACAAAGGAGCCCACAUACUGACCAAGAAGCUGUUUAUCUUGAAAGAACACAAGAAAAGCAUUUUGGAGGAAGGAAUCCCGGCUGCGGCCAUACGGGAGAUUUCAUUGUUGAAGGAGUUGAAGCAUCCGAAUAUCAUUUCUUUACAAAAUAUUUUUGUGAAUGCGGUCACGGUCACUCUAUCGUUCGAAUAUAUACCGAUGGAUUUGAAAACGUACAUGAUUCGAUUGCCAAAGGAUUUUGUAUUUCCACAGGCUGUGAUUCAAAGCUAUUUGUAUCAAAUCGCAAGCGGCAUUGCACAUUGCCACCAACGUCGCAUCUUUCAUCGCAAUCUAUGCCCGCAAAAUAUUCUGAUCAAAGCAAAUGGUGUUAUUAAGAUCACGGAAUUUGAAGCUGCCCGUUCAUUUGAAAUUACGAGUAAGGUGUAUACGCACAAUGUGACCAUGCUGUGGUAUCGUUCACCAGAAAUUCUGUUGGGAACCAGUCAGUAUUCACCAAAAAUCGACAUAUGGUCAAUGGGAUGCAUUUUUGCCGAACUAUUUCAACGAAAACCAAUUUUCAAUGGUGACUCCGAAAUAGGCCAAUUGCACAAGAUUGCUGAAAUUUUGGGAGCUCCCGAUAAAAACCAAUGGCCAGAAGUUGUGAGUUUGCCAUAUUAUUUUGCUGGUUUACGAAUUAAUACGCAGAAUCGUCUGAAGAUGCAAAUCAAAAACGCAAAAAACAUUGAAAUUUAUUUGAUGAAACAAAUGCUGAAAUGCAAUCCAAUGAAUCGUAUAUCGGCAAAAGGCAUUUUGGAUCAUCAAUAUUUUUCAAAUUUCAACAAGAAUCUACGCAUACCGACCAUUAUUUGAGUUGACAUUUCUCAUGACACCAGCGCACCCUGCCUUUUUGCCAUCAAUUCCGAAUUAAGUGACAUAUUGAAAUAAACAACUCCACAUGUAUUUUUGUAUCA